AGUGUGUGCUCACACAACCAAUACUACAAAGCAAACGUAAAGAAUUUUUGUCAUUUGAAUAAAAAAUAAUACUAUCUGUUAUUAACAACAAAUUAAGGCUCCGUUUAUUUUGGAGGAUAAGAUGAGGAUUGGGAUUAAGAUAGUUGUGGGUUCCAUUUAAUACCCUGUUGUUUACAGAGGUGAGGGAUGGAUUGAAAAGCCGAACGGCUUCAUACAAGCCUUGCAGAGGGGAUUCACAGUUUGCCCCAAAACUUGGUAUUCAAAGUUAGUCUGCUAGUAUUAGGAGUGUGAUUUACUUCUUUACCCAUAUUGUUGCCCUAGCCCUAACUCAUCAAAGCAGCAGCAAUAAAAGGGAGAGGCAAAGAGAAGCUCUUCUUCUUCUUCAGAUUUUCAAUCUCAGUACAGCAAGCUCUCUCAUAUCAGAUUUUCGAUCUCAGUACAGCAAGCUCUCUAGAUUCAGCUGAGCAUCUGCUACAUCGUAUGGAUGACACAGGUACCACUAGUUCUCGUAAGAAGGGGAAACCUCGAAGGUUUUGGAAUCACCGUGAGGAACUCUUCCUCAUUACAACCAUGAAAGAUGUAACUGCAAGUAAUCCCAGGUGGAAGCUUGAAUAAUCAGUUUAGGGCAAGCUUCUACAAUGAAUGUGAGAAAAAGAUCUUAAGUGCAUUUCCUGGAACUGAUCUUCGAGCCACUCCUCACAUCGACUCGAAGAUUAAGUUGUGGAGGAAACAAUAUAACACUCUUCAAGAUAUGUUAAAGAUAAGUGGUUUUGGUUGGGAUGAUGACCAAAAGAUGGUGCUUGUUGAUAGUGACGACGUAUGGCAGAACUAUGUCAGGAAGGUGUCGGCUGCAAAAGGGAUGCGAAACAAGCCAUUCCCGUUCUAUGAAGAUUGGCUUAUUCUAUUUGGGAAGGAUAGGGCGACCGGUGAACUAGCUGAGGAUCCUGCUGAUGCAGUUGCAGCAAUAGAAAAUGAGGAUGCAAAUGCAACUACAGAAGAAGGAGAACAGUCUCCUGUUGAACAGUUUAGUAUGAACAUGGGUGAUGAUACAGACUACUCAAUGUCUACUGCAGAACCGUCUGACUCUCCUAAAACUGGAAAAAAAGGGGCUCGACCUGCUGAGGGGAUUCCCAUUGAACUAUCAGAGAUGGCAAAAAAUCUUGGAUCAUUCAUUGAGAAUACUAAUACUACGAUGGUGGAGAUGGCUCAUAGGAUAGGAUAUUCACAUGACCUAUCCCAACAAAGGAGGUUGGUUAAUGCAGAACUUCUAAAGUUGCUAAUGAGUAAUACCCAAAGAUUGAUGGCAGCAUCUAUGAUAGUGAAAGAUGAAGACAAAGUUGACUUGUUCUUCAGUUUAGAUGAGAAUGACAAGAUGGAGUGGGUUUCUUUGCUAUUGGAAGGUCAUAUUUGAAUGUGGCAUCUACUAUAUGAUGGUCUUUUUGUAUGAUGGGUUUCUUUUUGUUUGCUCAUGUGUUGGGCUGUUUAAGACUGGUUUUUGUCGCUUGCAAUAUGUUUAUAUGAUGCUCCUAUGUUGGACUGGUUAAGACUGGUUCUUGUAGCUUGCAAUAUGUUUACAUGUUGCUCCUGUGUUGGGCUGCACUGUAUUGUAUUGUAUGCUACUCUCUGCUACUUUUGAAAGAGCCAUAAUAUGCUACUUUUGCUUCUUGUGA
Messenger RNA from Camellia sinensis, 1670 nucleotides. RefSeq lists its product as uncharacterized. Lineage: Eukaryota; Viridiplantae; Streptophyta; Magnoliopsida; Ericales; Theaceae. The record is from RefSeq and is a predicted model, not a curated record.